Molecule: messenger RNA, 3938 nt
Organism: Acyrthosiphon pisum (pea aphid)
Lineage: Eukaryota; Metazoa; Arthropoda; Insecta; Hemiptera; Aphididae
Source: RefSeq, a predicted model, not a curated record
AUAAACGAUAAUGUUAUUGUCGUUAUUGGUAUUUUGUCUUAUUAUUGCCUAAAAUUGUUUUCAAGUUGUUUUUUUAAACUAACUAAAAUAAUAUUAAUUUAUCAACGUAGCAUAGUGUCACCGAAUACUCGAUUUUUAUCUUAUUUUUUCAUGACGUAUAUUUUGUAAAAUAUAUAAAUAACAAUUUUCAAAAUAGGUAUUUUUAUUUUUCGCUAUAGGUGGUUAAAUACAAUAAUAUUUUUGUUUACUCAUCCUAAGUUUAACCUUUUUGACCUUAUUUUUUACGUAAAAGUCGUAAAUAAUGUAUGCCUAUGUCCUAUAUAAAUGUGAAUUUUAGUUCAGAACAAAGACGUUUUCAAGUGCAAUUAUCAUUAACUGUUUUUAUUUGUAAUACAAAUACCUAUAUAGUCUGCAUUUAUCAUAAUAAAUAUGACAAUUAAUAAAUUUGAUUAUUUAUACAGAAAAUUGUUGCUUACUAAAUACUUUGUAAACGGUUGGGGUGAUCCUGAAAAACUUAAAAGUUUGUUUCAGUUUAGAAAUCAUAUUAUAGAUCGAGAAUCCUGUUUUAAACUUGUAUCAGCUGAUUAUCCUGUAAAAAUUGUUAAAAAAAAGGAAGAUUCCGAUUCAAUAACAUUAGAAGGAGUGUUUCAAUCACCUUUUUCUUAUUAUCUUCCAGAUAUAGUGCCAAAAGAGAGUCACCUUGCACAUUUCCAAGUCUUAAUACCAAAAAAAUGGCCUUCCAAAAAUGUAAAACCUAUGUGUGUACACAUGGCUGGCACAGGAGAUCAACAUUAUUGGCGAAGACGAGCUAUGUUAGCAAAUCCACUUUUAAAAGAAGCAGCGAUUGGAUCAAUCAUAUUAGAAAAUCCAUUCUAUGGAAAAAGAAAACCAAAUAACCAAGUUAGGUCUAUUUUAUGCAAUGUUUCCGAUAUUUUUGUAAUGGGAGGUUGCUUAAUAUUGGAAUCCCUUGUGUUAUUUCAUUGGUGUGAACGUGAGGGAUUUGGACCUAUCGGUGUCACUGGUUUAUCUAUGGGCGGACAUAUGGCUUCACUAGCUGCUGCAAGUUGGCCAAAGCCAAUUGUUCUUGUUCCUUGUUUAUCCGGUACAACAGCUUCUGGAGUAUUUACGGAGGGUGCUAUAAGCUGUGCUAUUGAUUGGAAUUUACUUGAACAACAAUAUAAAUCAAAUUCUAUAUAUAAAAAUGAAGUUGUGAACAUCGAUAAUGAAGUCAACAAAUUGAAUGUAAAGAGUUCAUUAAACAUAUGUCAACCUCAACAGUCAAAUAAAUUAAAAUUAACCAAUGCAUUCGAUAAUUUGGAUGAUCCGUCAAUUGAAGAAGACGAUGAACUACAAAUUAAAAAAAACUUAAAACAAACAAGACAUAUGAUGAGAUUUUUCAAUAAAUAUUCGAAAAGUGAAAGUUGUGUUUAUAAUAAAAUAUUAUUUUUCAUGAAAUACCAAUUUUUGCUGCUAAACCGCUUUCAAAUACAUAUCCCUGUUGGGAUUUUUGGAGUUUUUAUAGAUCUAAGUAUAUGCUUACCGUGGAAUUUUGGAAAAGUUCAAUCUAUUAAGAAAGAAACCUACAAUCAAAACCAAAAACAAUGUUCAAUUAAUAUAAAUGAUGAUAUUUGUAGUUUAAGUUAUAGUAAUAAUAAUGUUCGGCAUAAACGUGGACCAGGAAACAGAAACGAACAUCAAUUAAACGAAGCUCAAGUUUUUAUAUUGUUUAUGGGAUUUGUAAUAGAACAUGUUGUAAGACGAUUUUUAAGCCCAGCAUAUCAAGAUUAUACUAUUACAAUAUUAAAUCAAGAAAAAACAUUGCAAGAUGUUUUACAAGUAAGUAAUGGAGUUUGUGAACAUCCGCAUAAACAGUCAAGUAGAGUAAUAGACUUUAGUUUUAUGUAUGAUUCCAAUACAGGAAGAGUUUUAGAUCAACCUAUGGCAAAUUUUCUAAAUCUUACCCCAACAGAACAAUAUAUUUCACUUCUUCAGCAUAUGAUAAAUGUUUUUCAAAAAAAUCCACCGACAACUGAUUUAAACAAUAUCCGAGAAUUUCAAAGAAAAGUAAAAGCAGUAGUAACCAACAGGCAAAGUGAUCUUUUUCAUUAUAAAGAAAAUAUUAAGACAGAUAUUUUUGAGAAAGAUGAUUUCUUUAUGAAUACACUACUAAAUCAUAAAGAUUUAUGUAAUGAAAGCCAACAUCUAUAUGAAAUAUAUUCAUCGCCUCUAAUUGAACAGCAUAAUACCAGAUAUUCUGAUGAACCCAAAGAAUCAAAGAACAUAUGCAUUAAGGAGGAAAAUCAAGACAUUCAAACAAUUAAUUCAAAUAAUAGUAUUGACCAUAAAGCCUUAAAAACAAUAUGCAAAUGCAACAAGUCCCAAACCCUAGUAAUAAUAAUAUUCACAUGUAGGUAUAUUUAUAUAUUUAAUUUUGUGCAUCACUAUUUUAGUUUGUUUCAGUUUAGAAAUCAUAUUAUAGAUCGAGAAUCCUGUUUUAAACUUGUAUCAGCUGAUUAUCCUGUAAAAAUUGUUAAAAAAAAGGAAGAUUCCGAUUCAAUAACAUUAGAAGGAGUGUUUCAAUCACCUUUUUCUUAUUAUCUUCCAGAUAUAGUGCCAAAAGAGUCACCUGCACAUUUCCAAAUCUUAAUAGGUAUCAAAAAAUGGCCUUCCAAAAAUGUAAAACCUAUGUGUGUACACAUGGCUGGCACAGGAGAUCAACAUUAUUGGUGAAGACGAGCUAUGUUAGCAAAUCCACUUUUAAAAGAAGCAUAGAUUGGAUCAAUCAUAUUAGAAAAUCCAUUCUAUGGAAAAAGAAAACCAAAUAACCAAGUUAGGUCUAUUUUAUGCAAUGUUUCCGAUAUUUUUGUAAUGGGAGGUUGCUUAAUAUUGGAAUCCCUUGUGUUAUUUCAUUGGUGUGAACGUGAGGGAUUUGGACCUAUCGGUGUCACUGGUUUAUCUAUGGGCGGACAUAUGGCUUCACUAGCUGCUGCAAGUUGGCCAAAGCCAAUUGUUCUUGUUCCUUGUUUAUCCGGUACAACAGCUUCUGGAGUAUUUACGGAGGGUGCUAUAAGCUGUGCUAUUGAUUGGAAUUUACUUGAACAACAAUAUAAAUCAAAUUCUAUAUAUAAAAAUGAAGUUGUGAACAUUGAUAAUGAAGUCAACAAAUUGAAUGUAAAAUUUAAUGCCGGUAAACAAUUUAUAAAAGAUAUGAAUAUAGAUUCACGUUUUAACAUCCAGUCAAAUUUAAUGUUUGAUGAUUCAAAAAAUGAUAAGAGUUCAUUAAACAUAUGUCAACCUCAACAGUCAAAUAAAUUAAAAUUAACCAAUGCAUUAUUAACCAAUUUGGAUGAUCCGUCAAUUGAAGAAGACGAUGAACUACAAAUUAAAAAAAACUUAAAACAAACAAGACAUAUGAUGAGAUUUUUCAAUAAACAUUCGAAAAGUGAAGAUUUAAAUUUAGAAGCAUUAAGCUUUAUGAAGGGUAUUAUGGAUGAAUGUACUCAUUUAAAAAAUUUCAAAUCUCCUGUUGAUCUGGAUUUAGUAAUAGCAGUUUGUGCAAAACGUGAUGGUUAUGUACCUCAACAUACCAUGGAUAAAUUAGAAGAUAUUUGGCCUGGUGCAGAGGUCAGAUAUGUCAACACAGGGCAUGUAGCGGCUUUUAUACUUCACCGAAAUACAUUCAAAACUGCAAUAAUUGAAGCAUUUCAACGAGCUCAAAAAAAAUAUUAUGAUAAAUCUUUAUAAUUGUGUGAUUAAUAAGAGGUUUAACAUUUAAUUGGAAUGAUUAAUUUAAUGUAAUACACUAUUGUGUUAUUUAGAUCAUCUGUGGUUCGCGUUAAACAAAUCACCCCAUGCCCCAUAUACAACACUAUUUUUAUGAAUAUAUUGUAUAGACUUUUCUUAUUGUAAUAUUUAAUUUAUAAAGUUUUUUAACAAUA